This is a messenger RNA of Colletotrichum paranaense, 453 nucleotides long. RefSeq lists its product as uncharacterized. Lineage: Eukaryota; Fungi; Ascomycota; Sordariomycetes; Glomerellales; Glomerellaceae. The transcript has a single exon. Bases 1 to 453 code for a protein of 150 amino acids. The record is from RefSeq and is a predicted model, not a curated record.
AUGUUCUCCCCUGCAACCACGUUGUUGGUCUUUGUGACCCCCCAAAUGUCAAAAAUCGAUUGUUCCUUGCGGACACCGAGAUCAGUCCGGAUGGGUAUUGGGUUGGCGCGUCACAUCCAAGCCCUGCUAGCCUCCCUUGCUCUCGGGACAACACGCUACUGUAUCGCAAUGUCUUACUCGGCCGCGAGCCUUCAAAGUAGCCCGCGUCAAUGGCCGCAUCGGUGCAUGUCCCCGCGUCAGUCUCAUGCAGGUCGCACCCGUUGGCCUCGCUUACCGUCAACGGCGAAGGAGAGUGAGCAACGACGCAUCUUGAUUCUUGAAGCUGUGCUGGCCGCAUGGAGCGAGACUGCAGCUGAGAAUUUGGAAGGCAAACGAAUUUGCAAUAAAUCCCUGCUGAGUUGUAAUUGUCGGAGGAGGCGCAGUAUUCAACGGGUAGCUGCGUGCAGGAGCUGA